AGGGGAGUCGAAAUCUCAGUGGGUAAGCCGGAGUAGGGGGCAGAUUAUUACCAACGCUACUUUCGUUCCUAAAGAUUUUGUUAAGGGGAACAAAGUUAUAAUAUUGUCUCAAGUCAGUAGAAUGACACUGGCUAGGAGCUCUGGUACACUCUGUCAAUCAGCAGUUAAGAUAAGCAAGUGUAAUGAUUCAUUCAUCUACCUCUUAUCUCCAUUAAGAUCUGUGCUGAUAGAGAAGUGUCAGAGGUCGACGAUCAUUCUGGGGGCCGUCGAGACAUCUGUUGACGUCAACAAGUCCGAGCACAUCACUGUUAUCGCCGCCACCAGGAGGUUCAGUGCACAAGGCUGCAAGUCCUGUAACAUACACCUCCUGACACCAAACACGCCACUGCUCUUCAACACCAAUAGCAACAUCACCUUCGGGCCCUACCAUACCUUCUACCCCAACCUAGAAGAGCACAUGUAUGCGGCCGGGCUGGCUCCCCUGCCAAACCUCUGGGACCAACCUCACGUUUUAGGUAGUAGUGGUCUGGACGACGACAAGAUAUUUGAAAUUCAGAAACCUUCAGACUUUUUCACCUUCACGAUUCCAUUCCAAAUGGAGGGAAAAACGAAAGAAAUCCCAGUUGGGCUGCCAUCAAAGUACCAGAAAGCCUUGAACCAGAGGUUGCAGAAGGUUGAGGAUUGGCACAAGCUGAUGGGUGAGACUAGCAUGACUUCUGAUCAGAAAAAGUUACUACACCGAACCGUGCAAGCCAAAUUUCAAGAGUGGUUGCAGACGACAGGACAAGCAAGGUUGCUGCAGGAUUUGGUUGUUCCUCAACAGAAGGCUGAAGCUUCCUCCAGCCUACAAUCUCUCGAUAAAUUAUCUUUGGAUUGA
Helobdella robusta is the source of this 877-nucleotide messenger RNA. RefSeq lists its product as hypothetical. The transcript is spliced from 8 exons. The record is from RefSeq and is a predicted model, not a curated record. Gene Ontology annotation, biological process: maintenance of centrosome location; maintenance of Golgi location. The coding region runs from base 122 to 877 and encodes 251 amino acids. Lineage: Eukaryota; Metazoa; Annelida; Clitellata; Rhynchobdellida; Glossiphoniidae. Gene Ontology annotation, cellular component: spindle pole centrosome.